Molecule: messenger RNA, 1182 nt
Organism: Penicillium argentinense
Lineage: Eukaryota; Fungi; Ascomycota; Eurotiomycetes; Eurotiales; Aspergillaceae
Product: bZIP transcription factor
Exons: 3
Coding region: 1-1182 (393 amino acids)
Cellular component (GO): RNA polymerase II transcription regulator complex
Molecular function (GO): DNA-binding transcription activator activity, RNA polymerase II-specific; transcription cis-regulatory region binding
Source: RefSeq, a predicted model, not a curated record
AUGGUCUCUAUGGUCGAGACCUCCCGCCCCGAGCAGAAUGACACGGUCAUGGACCCGGUCGUACCCAAGUCCGAACCGUUGCCAGAUGGCUCGAUCAGCUCCGCGGUCUCAACGCCGGACGCAGAGGCCGAGCCGAUGAAUCAAGAGGCCGCGCAGACUCAGAAGAGAAAAGGUGGUCGCAAACCUAUCUAUGCCACCUCCGAAGAACGCAAACAGCGAAACCGACAGGCGCAAGCCGCGUUCCGCGAGCGACGCACCGAGUAUAUCCGCCAACUCGAGACCACCAUCAAGCGCAAUGAGGAGCAGCUGCAGAGCCUCCAGCAGAGUCACCGCAGCGCCGCCGACGAGUGUCUGAUGCUGCGAUAUAAGAACUCCUUGCUGGAACGCAUCCUGCUCGAGAAGGGCAUCGAUGUCCAAGCCGAAUUGCGACUGAAGACCGGGGCGCCGGGCGCCGCGGCCAAGCCACCAGCUCCCAACCCCAUGCCUCCCAAGUCGGCCCCAGGUCCGCCAGGCCCCCGUCCGACGCAACGGCAUCCCGCUAGCAUGGCCUCCAAGCCCGACGCGUUCGGCAUCUCGCAGCGCGAGGGUGCCUACGGGGUCCAGUCGCCGCAAUUCCAGGCGACCCCCACUUCUCACGUCUCCUCGCCAUCGCACGCCAAGUCGCCUGGCUUUGGCUUCCAGGGCGGCAUGUCACCCGUGGGUGUAGAUGUACAAGGUGCUGGGCGCCCGCAGCAGCAGCUCCUGCCGCAGCCUCGUACCUUUAACAACCAGACCUCGCCACCAGCCAUCAGUAUGCCCCAGACAGAUCCUACAGAUCCGAAGCCGCGGAGGCCUGGCGCUGGGCGAGUGGCCGCGGCAUAUUACCCUUCUCCUUUCCAAAAGCAUUACGAUCAACUUGAACAAGAAUAUGAUGCCCAAGCAGAUAUGGUGGACGAUGACCAUGAUGGUUCCGUCCACGGCUCUUUUGUCCCCGGUUUUACACCACAGUCCGUUACUUCAGGCUCACACAGCCUGUCGGGGUUCAAUCCAGGCUCUGGGGAUGGUGCAGCCGGAGACUUUGCCCAUGCAAACCAGUUGCUGGGCCAGUAUGAACCGAUGCUGGACACUGAUCCGUUCGGGCUGAGUGCCAGCAUGCAUUUCCCAACGCCGUUCAAUUACGAGCAGAAUAAUCCACGGAGCUAG